Messenger RNA from Magallana angulata, 1068 nucleotides. Its product is annotated as dnaJ homolog subfamily C member 9-like. The coding region runs from base 65 to 835 and encodes 256 amino acids. The transcript has 5 exons. The record is from RefSeq and is a predicted model, not a curated record. Gene Ontology annotation, molecular function: heat shock protein binding. NCBI's taxonomy places the organism in Eukaryota, Metazoa, Mollusca, Bivalvia, Ostreida, Ostreidae. Gene Ontology annotation, cellular component: nucleus; cytoplasm.
UACAAAUGAAAACCGCGGCAAAGGUGCUGUGCGAAGAAUAUUGAAUAGAAGAAGACGAAGAAGAAUGCCCGGAUUACUAGAUAUAUGUCAGGAUUUGUUCGGGUCAAAUGACUUAUAUGAAAUACUCGGUGUUAAGAAGGAAUCUACAGCUAAAGAGGUGAAAAAAGGAUAUCACAAGGUGUCACUCAGAGUUCAUCCCGAUCGUGUAUCGCCUGAGGAAAAGGAAGAGGCGACCAAAAAGUUUCAAGCCCUUGGUCGAGUUUACAGCAUCCUAUCUGAUGAAAAUAAGAGAGGCGUGUAUAACGAAACAGGUGAUGUUGACGAUGACGAGAGUGAUGUUACACGAGACAGGGACUGGAGUGAUUACUGGAGGUUACUCUUUAAGAAGGUGUCAGUAGAUGACAUCAAGACAUUCGAAAAAGACUACAAAGAUUCAGCUGAAGAACUGGACGAUCUGAAAUCAGCGUACCUAGAAAAUGAAGGAAGCAUGGAUGAUAUCAUUGACACAGUCCUGUGUGCAACCAUAGAUGAUGAACCAAGAUUUACAAAGAUCUUAAAAGGCUUGAUAAAGAAAAAGGAAAUUCCAGAUUUUCCAGCUUUCUCUAAAGAAGGAAAAUCUAAAAAGAAUGCUAGAAAGAGAAAGCAUGAAGCAGAGGCAGAAGAGGCAGAGCUAGAAGCCAAGAAGCUAGGUCUGAAUGGGGAGGGGUCCCUCCAGGCCCUCAUCCUGAAGAAACAGCAGUCCCGGGGGGCCGCAGCGGACGACUUCUUCUCCCAGCUAGAGGCCAAGUAUAGCAAGCCGCAGAAAGGGGGUGGCAAACGGAAGGGCAAGAAGUGACAGACUGGCUGGAAUGUUGCCAAAUGUGGAUAUUUGUUGAACUGAUGUUAUCUAUUGGUUUGGUUAUUAUAAGGAUAUGUGUUGUUGAGGGAUAUAGCAAUCUGUCCAUCAUGAAUACUUACAUUGUAAGUACAAAUACUAGUAUGUAGUAAAAGAAUUUACAGUUAUUUCAUGAGAUGUAUAAAUGAUACAAUCUCAACAUCUGUACAAACUUAACAUCACCCCCCCCCCCC